GGAAAACAAAAAAAAAAUGAUAAUGGGCCCGAUUCGGACCGGACCCGGUGGUUACCCGUGCCGGUCCCGGGUCCACCAUUUCUGAACCGUCGGCCCGCCCGAGCCUAGGCCCCACCCGGACCCGAGUCCAUCUCUAAUAUGAGGCUAGUUACUGAUUUGCUCCUGUUCUCCUUUUAGGUCCGAGGAAGAUGCAGCAAGAGUAAAUCAUUAGAGAUCUUGGCUUGAAUGAGCCAUCGCCAAUUUUUUUAUUUUCGAUUUUUUUUUGAUAAUCCAGGUGUCGGGGCUUGCGCUCCCAUAAUCCCGGAGUCUAUGAAUUACCCUCCAAAGCCCCUAGACAGUUAAGCCCGGAUCUGAUCACAGUCAGCCUCAUCAGUACUGGCUCCAAAGGAUGAAUCCAGCAGGACUUACAUCACCUUUCAGGCUGCUCCUCCCACCACACGAACCCGCUACCUUCAUUACCAUCUUCUCCCUUCUCAGUCGCUGAGCAACUCCGUGAAGGUAGGAAGAAUCAUUGGGAGCAAGACCUUCCCCCUCUCCCCUAAAUGUGCCUAGCGGGAUUCGAACCCGAGACCUCCGCUAGGACACGGUAAUCUUCCACCAAGUGAGCUGGAAUGGUUGGUUAAUUUUUUUAUUUUCGAAGCAUUGGAGGGUCAUCACCCUGUUUUUGGCUUGAAUGAGCUAUUUUGCUAAAAAGAAGCUCCAGAGACUUUUGUCCAAAGAAGAUACGUGGCCGAUUUUUAAGAAGAACAUGGAUCUCGUGACAAAAGUGGAUGAGUCCUUUAAGCUGUUAAAAUGAUUUAAUGAUUAUCAUCAUCAUUAUUAUUACUAUCUUUUUUUAUAACAAAAAUAAUAAUAAUGAUAAUAAUAAUGACGGACAUUUCUUUUAUGCUGCUCUUUGUUUUUUUUGUAGUACCCAACAUGAUGUAUUUUAAAGACAUAAAACAGGGCAACAAAAAUAUCUCUCUAUCAACGAGCAAGGAGAAUGACGAUGAGAUACUUUUGGAGAUGUACAAGCCAUUUGCUCGUGAGUUUUGGGGUCCAACGGUCGUGUCCUAUCGAGUUUCAAAGUGGACUCCUGAGUGCGAGUAUCAAGCUCAGACAAUGCGGACUUUAGAAUCUGGCUUUACUCACAUGCCCUCUUCUGAGAUUCUUCCUUCUUUGGGUAGACGUAUCCUUGAUGAAAACAUCCCUUUGACAAAGACCUUAUCAUUUGGUGAUGAGUUUAGAUUCAUCACAGGUUAUUGGGACUGGGCCGAGGAUAUUUUGAGCAUGAGUAAAAGCGUUCUGGACGAAGGGCUUAUUUACAAUGUCGUUUAUGCCUCAUUAUUCACGUAUGACCGAUGUACUAAUGCCGUUCAAGCAUUUUGUGAGGCAUGGUGUCCCACGACGAAUACUUUGCUUACGUCGAUUGGCGAGUUGACGAUCACACUUUGGGACUUGCACGUUGUCGGAGGAUUGCCUAUCAUAGGAGAUGCAUUGAUGAAUCUAUUCCAGGCACUUCCGAGUUGUUAAAUACGAGCGCUGACCGUUCACUUCAUCUCUGCAAAUAUUUGUUUCACGCAUAUCAUCAUCUCUUUCCCAAUGUCGAAGAUAAGCGUGUUUUGCGUGUUCAUGUGUGGGUCAAAUUCUGGUUCAGAAAGGCCUCCACAUAUAGCAUGCCUCCAUUGAGAACAGAAAAGAAACGAACAUCUCGUGCUAAGGCGACCCAUAAUCCGAGCGGAGCUAUUCCAAAAUUUGGAGGAUGGUCGAAUUCUAUGAAGGUACCGUUCCAUGUACUCAAGGUUCCUGCUGAGUAUGAGGAAGAGGUAUAUUUAGCGGCAUUUUUAUCAUGUUGGCUUUGUGCAUUUGUAUUGCCGCAUGAAGGUCCCAGAGUUAUCCGUCCGGAAACGUUCAGAGUUGCGUGUAUGCUGGCUCGAGGGAAACGUGUAUGCCUUGCGAUCCCGGUUUUUGCCAGUAUCUACCAUGGGCUUAAUCAGAUCUCAAAUGCUCCAACUCCUGAUCAAGUUAGAAUGUGUUUUCAUGUUCACUAUGUCUAUGGAUGCUUGGCAUCAUAUUUUGAUAUGCAUUUUAAGAAUAAGAUUCAGUCCACGACACCAUUGAUGAUUUCUUACUCGGGAGAAAGUGGAGCGAGAUCCCUCGAGAAGAGAAGUGCGCGCAAACGAAUUUUUCAGGGAGAUGUAUCAGCAUGGGUAUGUUCUACACAUCGGAGAAUCAAAGAAUAUACAUUCUUCGAUGAAAAAAUCCUCCAGAGGCUGAGUUAGCGCUUUUUAGGAGUCUUCGGUCUAAUUAUCUUAUAUUGCGCUACCGGAAUCAUUGCAUUGCUGAGCCUUACACUCCUCAUCGCUUGAGUCGCCAAUUUGGGUAUUUUCAGGCUUAUGCGCCCGGCUUUCUUGAGAUGCGUAAUCAGAGUGUCACACUUGCUGCUGGCUUUCAGCUUUGGCUACAGUUUGAGCAUGACAUGUCACAGGCUGAAGCGGUAUUUCCGAACCCUCCUACUAUUCCAGCGAAAUUUUAUUCCUUGCAGUAUAAAGAAUGGUGGGGUCAAGUCCAUGGAAGUUAUCUGGAGAAUCAUGUGAGCGACUUGAUCAAGAUUUGCGAUCUUGCGGUUGGUGAUGUGAUUACCCCUUCAGAAGUAGCUUGUGACUCCGGUUUCCAAGAAGAAAAAAAUGUCUGAUACUAAAGCUAAGUCUUUGCCUCAGAAAAUGGCUAAGCUUGCAGUACCUAGAGCUGAAGUUUUGAUCAAGGAUGCUAAGAAGGAAAUGUCUCUUGCCAAUGGAAGGCAGAGUAGUGAUGAGAGGAAGUGGAAACAUCUUAGGAAACCUCAUGUUGGGACACUGAAGAUUCAUGUAGUCCUUGAUGAUGCUAGUUCUUCGAAUCAUGUUUCUUCAUCUAGCUUAAGUGAAGGAGAAAACGCAGAUCAUGACAUCGUUGCUGGAUUGAUAGCAAAAACUAGCCCAAGUUAUUGCAAAGAAGUUUCGAUUCAUGAAAUACCCAAGUCUCCUCAUGCAAAACCGACUGCAUCUGUAUUCCAUGCAGAAGACUACUUCUUUACUUUGUAUAAGCAGUUAAUCAUUAAUACUUGGAGUGACAUUCAACAAAAGUUAGGAAGGGACACAUGAGAGAAUGUCUCUUCUCUUCGGGAGAGUGUUGAGAAUUGUGUUAUCCUGAAGGAGAAGGAGGGUAUUGACCUUCCCAUGUUGAAGUCGAGAGUGAAGCAUUUCUUUGAAAGGGCGCAAGCAUUUGAUCAAACGUACUCGACUGUUACCGAUAGGGUUCCUUCUGAGAAACAAUCUCAGGAAUUGACUAUAUCACAAUGAGAUCACCAAUUCCUUUAUACUUCUAAGCUCAGUCUAGAAUAAUUCUUUCUUUAUAUUUUCAUCAUGUUUAGUCUCCAAAUGAGGAGCUAAACUCUUCCAUCUUGGUUUUGCUACUUUGAAACUUAAUGAAUUUGUAAGUUGUGAGUUAUUCUCUUUAAUUUUCUUCCUUGUA
Messenger RNA from Cuscuta europaea, 3489 nucleotides. The record is from the annotation of a GenBank genome assembly. NCBI's taxonomy places the organism in Eukaryota, Viridiplantae, Streptophyta, Magnoliopsida, Solanales, Convolvulaceae.